Molecule: messenger RNA, 2403 nt
Organism: Canariomyces notabilis
Lineage: Eukaryota; Fungi; Ascomycota; Sordariomycetes; Sordariales; Chaetomiaceae
Exons: 2
Coding region: 291-2294 (667 amino acids)
Source: RefSeq, a predicted model, not a curated record
UAUUGUUUGAGAUUCCCGCCGUUCCAAAUCUGGACAUGAAACAAGACGGCUUAUACUCAGAUGCACAACAUCUCUUAUUUCGGGCAUGUAUGAUACUUGUUCUCUCUCGAGGGACCCGAGUUUAAGUUUCCAUCAUCUUCGGCAACAACGCGGCCAAGCAGACUUUGCCCCCCCUCCUCCGCCGCAUCCCUUGCUUCGAAGUGGAACAUUGAGUUGAUGGGAUUAAUUACCCCAACCUGCCCUCUCGAUCUGUUUCCGUGGACGACAUCAUCAGACGGAGCCGUAACAGCAUGGCUUCCUCUCCGUGCCUCAGGCGCCGCAUCUCCUCGCCGCUCGAGGCCGGCCACUCCGUUGCCGACGGUCAUCAGCUUCCAACUAACGUCAGCGAUGCUCUCGAGUACGCAUCCAAGCGUUUGGGGAGGAAAGCGGCGCAUAUCACACUGUUGGUUGUCCGUCGGGACUACCAGCUGCCCACCGCGCCCUGGUCUGCUCCAGCACAGGGCCCUGCAUCACCGCCUGCGUCCGUCUCAUCCCGGAUAGACGCCCUGAAACAACUUCUCCGGCCAACAAAUUCCGGGGAAGACCAGAUUCGAGAGAGAAUCCUCCACGUACACCUGGAUCACUUCCGCAAUGGGACCUUAUCGCCCGCUUUCAGCGAGGCAUCGACGACCUCAACUGUCUCGUCCGUCGCCACCACCGACUCAACGUUCAGUCAUCGCCGGUGGCCAGGCAGCCCAGCGAUAUACGGCAGUGUGCCCGUAACACCUGCCACCCCGUUUACCACCGUGUGCUCGCUAUCGGGAGCAUCUGAAAUGGGCAGGGGGACAGUGUCAGGUGCUGGCCAGUUCGGCAUCAAGCUUGUUUAUGCCCAUCCCCUAGGUCCUCGUGAAGAGAAGACGCUCUCGCAGACGCUGGAUAAGGCGGCAAAGAAAUUCAAAUUAGACCCCAUUUGGCUCCCCCAACCCGUAUCUCCCUCCACCCUCGGCUUGCCCGUGGAUUUGGUCUGGAACUCAACCACGCAAAAUGAGGCCCUCUUCUCAUCAGAGCACCUCACAGUCCUCUCACUCGACCGCUUGUACACGUUGCGCACCGCCCUCCAAGCUUACGCGACCACGCAAACGCUGAGUCGCCUCGAGGAUGCCGUUGACGAGCUGCGUCGCGUGUUUCUUGCCAACGGGCGACGUCCCUUGCGCAAGAGCGCUCUGCUGGCCGCAUACCGCUGGCUCAGCCCUGUUAGCGACGCGGCUCUGGCCGAUGUCUGCCAUAUGUAUGAACGGGCAUACGGAGGCGUCGAGCGGGACAGUGGCGUGGAGGAUGAUAUUGGUCCCAUUGCGGCCUGGCCACUUGCUGAGCGCAGCCAGGGCGAUGGAGAACCAACGGCGAGGAUGGAAAUGGCGAUUCCAGACCGCCGGAACGGACAUUGCCAACAAAAACCACCAUACCGGCGACCAGAAACACCACCCCGGUUGGAGACACCCGCUCCCGACCACGAAUCAAGGGACCUCGACAAGGAAAUCCUCCUCUCCGCCUGCGAACCCAACCUAGACGAUCAUUCCGACCUCGACGCAGUCGAAACGUGGUAUCGUCGGGUACACGUCGGUCAGAUCGACCCGCUACGCUCCCAUCCUGCUCUAGUUGAAAUCAUGCCCCCUUCCCCAUCGCCGACACCACCGCCACCUCCGCCUAAGUCACCUCCUUAUGCCCCCCGACAGCAGCGCCCUGUCGACAAUGAAAUCCAUGUCACGCUCCGCGUAGCAAGCACGAGCCCCAAAUUACAACCCGCACCCCCGGGCCGGGCCCUCGCCCUGAAACUCCAAACGACCUUUGACCGCGCCCAGACCGCAAAGCAACAAGACCCCAACACCCAGGCUCAAGGCACUGCGGAGGAGGAAGAGGAGGACCUCACAGCCCGCCCAACCAGCGCGAUCAAGACAGGCCCUGACCCCCACAUCGUCCCUUUGUCGGUUUCCUUUCCCUUCCCCUCCGCCAAUCCUACCCCUGCCGAAAUCCACAACCAAAGCCAGGGCAAGCCUUCACACUGGAGCAGAACCAGAAUCAGCGGCGGCAAAGGAGGAAGCAACGGGGGCACGUCAAUUGACGGGAUGCUGCUGCACGGUUGUGGGCAGCAGCAGGGCCAUGAAGAGGCGGAGACCGAGGCGGACGAAAGAGUCGAACGGGUCGGGCCGAUGACGCCGAAUGGGUACGACGACAUUUCGCCCGUCACAAGAGGCGAGUGGGGGUUUCUGAUGGGGGAGGGGUUGAUUGGGAGGGUUGCUAGAGUCGAGACGUGCUGAUGGUGGGUUGCUCGUGUUGAUGUGAUAUACCAGACUGGACAUGCAUGGCAUGCCGAGAUGGUUUUCGGCGCUUGUACAUAGUUUUGCGGUCCACCCCUUCCUUUCCAGG